Messenger RNA from Sus scrofa (pig), 5707 nucleotides. Lineage: Eukaryota; Metazoa; Chordata; Mammalia; Artiodactyla; Suidae. The record is from RefSeq and is a predicted model, not a curated record.
AGAUCCCAGACUAAGGGUCAAAUCAGAGCUACGAGUGGCAGCCUGCCACUGGCAGUCACAGCCACUCAGGAUCCUUAACAUACUGAGCGAGGCCAGGGAUCAAACCUACAUGCUCAUGGAUACUAGUUGGGUUAUUGCUGAGCCACAAUGGGAACUUCCAGAGCAACUUUAAUUUAACCCCAUGGCUAUCCUGGUUCCUGACCCUAAGUUUUACUAGAAAAACUGUUGUUUCUAAGAAAGAUCUAAAAAGAGAAGUGGGUCAUAUUAUAUAAGGAGAACGUUUCUCCAGCUUGUCUCAUGAAAUAUUAUUAGAGCAGGGGGAGAAAUACAGGAAAGGGAAAUACUCAAGCAAAUGUGAUUAAUAUUCAGAUGUUCUUGAAGUCAGUCUCGAAUUCAUCUGGGAGAAGUGGGGAAAUUAUUCUUUUUAUUGUUUACCUCUCUGUACAGUGUACAAACAUUGUUUGUUCCUAUCUUUUCUUUCCCCACCCACCUCCCCUAUUAAAACUCCAAGGACUACUAUCAAUGCAAUUCCAUAUCAUAACCCGAGGGGCUGUGAAACUAAGCUAGCAUGAGUUACAUAACCAUUAAGUAAGACAUUUUAACAUUCAGGAGCAUUACAUUCCACCUUUAUUGAGCAGACACGGUUUUCAUGGUCUAAUAAAAUAUUUUUAUUUGAUAGUCUGUCCUUGGUUAUAGCCUCAUGUAAUCAAGGGGGACACCAUGCUUAAGACUUUGUAUCCAGAACUUUAAAGUCCAGUUCUGGUUCACUUAAUAAAUAACUCACUGAGGAAAUUAAAUUUCUAAUUAUCUGCUGAAUCACUCAGGCCAUACUUCAAAUGUAGAGUGUUUCUCCUUUAUCUCGUGUCUCAGUUUCCCCAAAACACACUCAGAAAAGUAUGUGUAUUCAACAAAGAUUUCUAACUGUAAGAGUGUCUCUCUGCAGUCACUUCAUCUAGGAACUAAAUUAUAUGCUUAAUUUGCAUCAAGCUAUAAACAGCUAAUCUGUUAGUUUACAAAGCUCUUUUCAUCAGUCAGGCAGAAGGGUUGAAGUUGUCUGUUUUGACGAAUGGCUGAUAAAGUCACUAGGCCUCUAAAAGAAACAUAAUGAAAUUUAAUAUUUAGUCUUAAUAUCCCCUUAAUUUUCUCCCUAGACUUCUGCAAUAAGAUCUAAAUUUCAAAAUAUGUUCUUUGUAAUUGUGUUCUUUGAAAUAUAUUCAUCAGAAAUGUGUUCUCAAGUGUGUAGCUUUGGGCAAAUUACCUGGCUUUUCUGGGCCCUGCUAUCCUAAAGUAUAGAAUUAGAAUAUUCAUAUCCACCUUAAAAGGUUCAAUGAAAUAGUACAUGUAAAGCACUAAGAACUGUGAGUGACCCAUGGGAAAUAAUAAAUGUCAGCUAUUAUUAGUAGCUGUAUUAACAUUAUUUAUUUUAUUUUAUUUUAUUUUAUUUUAUUUUAUUUUAUUUUAGUCUUUUUGUCAUUUCUAGGGCUGCUUCUGCGGCACAUGGAGGUUCCCAGGCUAGGGGUCGAAUCAGAGCUGUAGCUGCUGGCCUACGCCACAGCCACAGCAACACGGGAUCCAAGCCACAUCUACAACCUACACCACAGCUCACGGCAAUCCUGGAUCCUUAACCCACUUAGGAAGGCCAGGGAUUGAACCCGCAACCCCAUAGUUCCUAUUCGGAUUCGUUAACCACAGAGCCAUGAUGGGAACUCCCAAAUAUUAUUAAUUUUAAAACAAGUUAAAUAAGUAUCUUUUUUUUUUUUUUUUCUUUUUGGCCAUGCCUGCAGCAUGUGGAAUUUCGCAGUCUAGAGAUGGAACCUGAGCCAUUAGCAGUGACAAUACCAUAUCCUUAACUCACUGUGCCACCAGGGAAUUCCUUAAAUAAGUAUCUUAGUUGUCAUCCUGAAUUUUUUUAAUCAUACAUAUUUUUUCUUCUUCAGUUUCACAAAGAAACAUUGACUAUGGUUAAUACCUUUCAUCCCAGGUUGUAAAGCAUGACUUAGGGUCGAGUGAGUGGCCAUUUUCUAGUGCUAUCUAAUCAGUUAAUAGAUACAUCAUCACAGCAACAGUUGUGAACUGUAAAAAUAAAAUUUGUUUUUAACACUGAAGAGAAAUUACCACAAAGUGUUUGUUCCCUUUUUGUGUUUGUCUAUAUUCGUAUUUCAAAUUAUUGCUUAGUCAAAACCUCAAGGUAUUAGUCAUUGAUUUCCAAGUUUAUAAAGGAAGCCAGUGGAGCAACAUAUAAAAUUCACCUUUGACGUUGUCCAAAGUUCAGAAGGGUGAGUUUAAACUUUCCUUAAUGAUGGUACGGCAAUUAUUUGUUUAUGAACUGCUGAAGGAAUCCUAUAUUUUAGGUGAUGGGCAGAUCAGAAAGUCAGAUGGAUAUAACUGAUAUCAACACUCCAAAGCCAAAGAAGAAACAGCGAUGGACCCCACUGGAGAUCAGUCUCUCAGUCCUGGUCCUGCUCCUCACUGUCAUUGCUGUGACAAUGAUAGCACUCUAUGCAACCUAUGAUGAUGGUAUCUGCAAGUCAUCAGACUGCAUAAAAUCAGCUGCCCGACUGAUCCAGAACAUGGAUGCCACUGCUGAGCCUUGCACAGACUUUUUCAAAUAUGCUUGUGGAGGCUGGUUGAAACGCAACAUCAUUCCAGAGACCAGCUCCCGUUACAGUAACUUUGACAUUUUAAGAGAUGAAUUAGAAGUCGUUUUGAAAGAUGUCCUUCAGGAACAGAAAACUGAAGAUAUAAUAGCAGUUCAGAAAGCAAAAACAUUGUAUAGAUCUUGUAUAAAUGAAUCUGCUAUUGAUAGCAGAGGCGGGGAACCUCUGCUUAGACUGUUACCAGAUGUGUAUGAUUGGCCAGUGGCAACAGAUAACUGGGAACAAACAUAUGGUUCUUCUUGGACAGCUGAGAGAACUAUUGCACAACUGAAUUCCAAAUAUGGGAAAAAAGUCAUUAUUAAUUUUUUUGUUGGCACUGAUGAUAAAAACUCUAUGAACCAUAUAAUUCAUAUUGACCAACCUCGACUUGGCUUGCCUUCCAGAGACUAUUACGAAUGCACUGGAAUAUAUAAAGAGGCUUGUACAGCAUAUGUGGAUUUUAUGAUUUCUGUGGCCAAAUUGAUUCGUCAGGAAAAAGGACUGCCCGUCGAUGAGAACCAGCUUUCUUUGGAAAUGAAUAAAGUUAUGGAAUUGGAAAAAGAAAUUGCCAAUGCUACAACUAAAUCUGAAGAUCGAAACGAUCCAAUGCUUCUUUAUAACAAAAUGACUUUAGCCCAGAUCCAAAAUAACUUUUCUCUAGAGAUCAAUGGGAAGUCAUUCAGCUGGUCAAAUUUCACAAAUGAAAUCAUGUCAACUGUGAAUAUUAAUAUUCCAAAUGAGGAAGAUGUGGUUGUUUAUGCUCCAGAAUAUUUAACCAAACUUAAGCUCAUUCUUACCAAAUAUUCUGCCAGAGAUCUUCAAAAUUUAAUGUCCUGGCGGUUCAUAAUGGAUCUUGUAAGCAGCCUCAGCCGAACCUACAAGGAGUCCAGAAAUGCCUUCCGCAAGGCUCUUUAUGGCACAACAUCAGAAACAGCGACAUGGAGACGUUGUGCAAACUAUGUCAAUGGGAAUAUGGAAAAUGCUGUGGGAAGGCUUUAUGUGGAAGCGGCAUUUCCUGGAGACAGUAAACAUGUGGUUGAGGAUUUGAUUGCCCAGAUCCGGGAAGUUUUUAUUCAGACUUUAGAUGACCUUAGUUGGAUGGAUGUUGAAACAAAAAAGAAAGCUGAAGAAAAGGCCCUAGCAAUUAAAGAAAGAAUCGGCUAUCCUGAUGACAUUAUUUCAAACGACAACAAACUGAAUAAUGAAUACCUUGAGUUGAGCUACAAGGAAGAUGAAUACUUUGAGAACAUAAUUCAAAACUUGAAGUUCAACCAAAAUAAACAACUAAAGAAACUUCGAGAAAAGGUGGACAAGGAUGAGUGGAUAAGCGGAGCAGCUGUAGUCAAUGCAUUUUAUUCUUCAGGCAGAAAUCAGAUAGUCUUCCCAGCUGGCAUUCUGCAGCCCCCCUUCUUCAGCGCACAGCAGUCUAACUCACUGAACUUUGGGGGCAUCGGCAUGGUCAUAGGACACGAAAUCACCCAUGGCUUCGAUGACAAUGGCAGAAAUUUUAACAAGGAUGGAGACCUUGUUGACUGGUGGACUCAACAGUCUGCAAAUAAUUUUAAAGAACAAUCCCAAUGUAUGGUGUACCAGUAUGGAAACUUCUCCUGGGACCUAGCAGGUGGACAGCAUCUCAAUGGAAUUAAUACACUGGGAGAAAACAUUGCUGAUAACGGUGGUAUUGGCCAAGCAUACAGAGCCUAUCAAAAUUAUGUUAAAAAGAAUGGUGAAGAAAAAUUACUUCCUGGACUUGACCUAAAUCAUAAACAACUGUUCUUCUUGAACUUCGCCCAGGUGUGGUGUGGGACUUACAGGCCAGAGUAUGCAAUCAACUCCAUUAAAACAGAUGUGCACAGUCCAGGCAAUUUCAGGAUUAUUGGGACUUUGCAGAACUCUCCUGAGUUUUCAGAAGCCUUUCAUUGUCACAAGAAUUCAUACAUGAAUCCAGAAAAGAAAUGCCGGGUUUGGUAAUCUUCAGAAGAAAUGAUGCAGCCCUUGGCUAGACUUGCCCACACCACAGAAAUGGGUGAACUCUAUCCAAGAGGAAAAGGGCCAGAAAGAUCACUGUGAUUACAUGGAGGUAGUUCACAGAGAUGAAAGCAUUAUAAUAAAAUGAAGUUAGGUUAUUCUGGAAAAGAUGUGGAGGGAGGAGGGGGUCUAAUGUCAAACCAAUCACUUCUCACUGUGUAAAUAAUACUUAAUCUCUACAGGUAAUAUUACUAUUCAUUUCUGGUUCUCAUAUGAUCUGCUAUUUUGAUGUUGUUUCUUGAUAUAGACCAGGAUUUCUAAUCAAAGGGAGAAAGAAGAGGUGGAAGAAUUCAACUGGCACCAAAAGCACAGCACAGCAGUGACAUGAGAGUUAAAAACACGUUGCCUAUGUACUAAUUGUUACUUUUAUUUGCAACAUUUAUGCUCCUUCGAAACUCUUCCAAAGAAUUCUUUUACAUACUGGGGCCUUGGGACUUAACAUAGUUUUAAUCUAAUUUUGUCAAUCAUCAUUUAUUCAUUCUGAGAGCAUUGUAUUUUAAGCACUCUUAGGGCUAAAAUGAAUGUCUAAAACUGUUUUUUGUUGUAUCUGCUUUGACUGAUAAUGAGAUUCUUGAGGUUCCCUGCAGUUUUCUAAGCAAUUUCUCGUUCUCUCUCACAAAACUUGGUCUUUUUAAGAGAUUUGUAGUAAUGUAUAAAUAAUAAUUUUUAUAUUUAAUUAACUGCAUUUAUGACUAAGUAAUUAUUAUAGGUAAUCAUUGAAUUUUGGAGCUUCAGACCAAGACAGUUAUGAACCAAUAUCUGUAAAGUGAUGUACAGAUGAAGAUUUGAAACUUUUUAAACUUAUAAAUCAUAUUGAUAAAAAGCUUUAAGCACAAAACUUGGGUUAAAAAUUAUCAUUGGACAUUUGUUUAAAGAUACAUAAGAGUUGUGGUUUACAAACAGGAUUUCUAAAAUUAAAUGUGUCCCUGGAGUGGAUAUGAUCAAAGGACAAAAGUGCAUCUAUGUGGCUCCGUCUCUCCUUAGCUUUUCUGGUUUGGCAUCUGAUGGGAAUAUUUUGAUAAUAAAUUGAAAUUGUGAACUCA